AUGGAAAUGCCCAGGACACAGGCCAAGGGGAUUAAUGAGAGGCCCCAUUCAACGAGGUUCGCUGAGGAUGCGAGACUGAAUGUUCCCAGCAAUGAGAUGAUGCAGGGCCCGUGGAACGUUUCCGUCAGAAAGGAGAAAGAGCUCUUUCCUAUCGAACUGACCCCUAUUUCCGACUUGAACCAAGAAGAUAUGCAUACGCCAACAGCAAUCAACCAUAAUAUGGGUAGUGUUGCCCACGCCAUCAUUUCGGAGCCUAUUUCGGCGCAUUGGGUAGAUGACUGGUGUAACAAUAUUUGCGUGAGAAGCGCAAGAGAAACUAUCCCAACUGCUUUGUCCACCUGGACGAACGGAUUCUUUGCGAACAUGGCGUGA
Messenger RNA from Aspergillus neoniger CBS 115656, 372 nucleotides. RefSeq lists its product as uncharacterized. Bases 1 to 372 code for a protein of 123 amino acids. The record is from RefSeq and is a predicted model, not a curated record. The transcript is spliced from 4 exons. NCBI's taxonomy places the organism in Eukaryota, Fungi, Ascomycota, Eurotiomycetes, Eurotiales, Aspergillaceae.